UAUUCUGCUCUCUGAGCUCCGCCAUUUUAACUUCCUGGUUGGGAUCAAACUAACCACCUCUCUGUUAGUUUCCGACAGCUUGUAUCGACUAGUUUCAGCCGGGAGUCGCGAUGCCGAGCCACCCGCUGCGUGUAGCGGUUGUGUGCUCGAGCAACCAGAAUCGCAGUAUGGAAGCGCACAAUAUCCUCAGUAAACGUGGAUUUGAUGUUCGUUCAUUCGGGACAGGGUCUCAUGUGAAGCUACCCGGUCCUGCCCCGGAUAAGCCAAAUGUGUAUGACUUCAAAACGACAUAUGAACAGAUGUACAACGACUUGGUCCGCAAGGACAAGGAACUAUACACACAGAACGGCAUCCUGCACAUGCUGGACCGCAACAAGCGCAUCAAAUUGAAGCCGGAGCGCUUUCAGAACUGCAAGGAUAAGUUUGACCUGGUCAUCACCUGUGAGGAGAGAGUCUAUGACCAAGUGCUGGAGGAUCUGAACUCAAGAGAGCAGGAGACUUUGCAGCCCGUGCACGUCAUCAACGUAGACAUUCAGGAUAACCACGAGGAAGCCACGCUGGGCGCCUUCCUUAUCUGCGAGCUGUGUCAAUGUAUCCAGCACACCGACGACAUGGAGAAUGAAAUCGACGAGCUCCUACAAGAGUUCGAGGAAAAGAGCAACAGGCCUUUUCUCCACACUGUCUGCUUCUACUGAUACUCAACAGAGAUUUGCAAUAAACACAGACUCAGAUCACAAGCAAUCAAACAAUAGUAUAUAGACAAACACACACACAGUUCAUCUACAACACAAUUCAUGCACAUUGUGUGCCUACAUAGACAUACACACACACACAGCUUUGGGUCAGGACCUAACAAAUGGCUGCUGUCGGACAUAUUGGUGAUGAUGGGUUUUUCCUCUAUGCAGAGGACGGACUCGCUGCUCUCGCUCUGCCUUUAUUCCUCCGGAUCAAGGUCAGGCCAAGGUCCUCCCUCCAUCCCAGUCCAGUGAAAUCACUCAACCAUGUCUCCUCAGGGAGAGCCAUAACACCCACAACACACAACCCCCAGUCAAACAACUACAGUUGUCCCAAGUCCUUCUGAUUUUGUUGAGUACAGCAUUAUGAUGCUGAUUUUUUUUUUUUUAAUUUUUUUUCUCCUCCAGAUGAAAUAUAACUGUAAUUCAUUCAAGCAUAUAUGUCAGAUUUAUAUUCCUGACCUGGGACAGUGUAAGUGUGUGUAUUGGGGUCAGACAGGGAGAAGAAUUAGUUGAAUUGAAUGCGUGUUUCUUUUGUGCGACCAUGUGUUGUAGAUUAGUUAGCAUUAAGUUAAAGUGGCUGGGCUAAUAAUGAAUAACCAAACCUAGACCUCUCUGAGGCUCUCUUCUGAUGUAUUUCCAAUAUAAUGUGUUGAUUCAUAUUUAAACUUGGAUAUGCUAUCUUUCAGGGCAUAGUUUUUGUUUUUUUUUUCUUUUGUAAAUGUUAAGGAAUUGAAGCAUUGUCAGCUCAGAGUGCCUGAUUUUUCUGUAUGUACAUAUGAAUCCACUAAAAGAAUCUCUAAGAAACA
Thunnus maccoyii (southern bluefin tuna) is the source of this 1543-nucleotide messenger RNA. RefSeq names its product SSU72 homolog, RNA polymerase II CTD phosphatase (gene ssu72). Gene Ontology annotation, cellular component: nucleus; mRNA cleavage and polyadenylation specificity factor complex. Bases 111 to 695 code for a protein of 194 amino acids. Gene Ontology annotation, molecular function: RNA polymerase II CTD heptapeptide repeat phosphatase activity. The transcript has 6 exons. Gene Ontology annotation, biological process: termination of RNA polymerase II transcription. NCBI's taxonomy places the organism in Eukaryota, Metazoa, Chordata, Actinopteri, Scombriformes, Scombridae. The record is from RefSeq and is a predicted model, not a curated record.